This is a messenger RNA of Spizellomyces punctatus DAOM BR117, 1049 nucleotides long. RefSeq lists its product as uncharacterized. Bases 178 to 717 code for a protein of 179 amino acids. NCBI's taxonomy places the organism in Eukaryota, Fungi, Chytridiomycota, Chytridiomycetes, Spizellomycetales, Spizellomycetaceae. The transcript has a single exon. The record is from RefSeq and is a predicted model, not a curated record.
GCUUUUUGCAAGGGGACGGACCUUGCGCGCGGGCUUGUUUUUUCGCUGUCGAUUUGAGUUUGCCAAACGACCAUUGUCGUUUCUUUCCCGCCCUUGUCUAGUUUUUUGGUGGAAAUCCGUGUGUUUUGAAUAAAUAAUCGGCGGGCUUCUCCUUUGUCCUCCUUAUCCUUUCGAACCAUGGAAGGCCCACACGUGCCCCUCAAACCCCGUAAAUCCAUAUCCUUCCCAAUUUUGACCUCGUCGUCGGCUCCUUCCGCACCGAUGCCCCCGCCACGUUCAGGACGUAAAGGAUUCCUACGGUCUUUUGCGUCCUUGCUGGAUUUAAGGCCCUUCAAACAUGUUGGAGUUGCCUCAGCGCCGUCACCACAACCACCCGCUGGAGCGCCGCCACCGUUACCCCCGAAAGAACACCCUCCCAAACAUCGCCUCCGCACCAUGCUCAGCACGCCCAUGCUCAAUAAAUUUCGUUCCCCCAAACCCGCCCCUACGCACCAUAUAGACCCGUCGCCUCCAAUCCGCACCAAAAUGUCGCUUGACCUGGAUCGCCGAAUGGCGUGGAAAGUACUACGAGAUGUACCAAUGAUUGAGACAGUACAGGAAACUGAGGAGGAAGAUGAAGAAUUGCCGGAUUUUGAAGACAUGAUUCGAGGAGAUGCGACUAUCAAGGUUUGUUUAACGCCAGAAGAGUUGGAUGGUGUACCUGUGGCUGCCUGUUGAAUAGUCAUGGCAUACGCUGUUGGUUGUAAAUUGGACGAGGACGGGUACAUAUCCAUUAUCAAACAACCAGAUGGAUAUUGUGAAACCUCGAGAAAGAGUCUGGGGACGUAAUAUGGUGGAAGGUGUUGCAAACCUCUGCUGAGAGCUUGCAUGCACUCAUCGUCUUGAUGGACGGGAUACCCGCGAUACGUACCAUUUUUAUGACACUACUUGUUAGAUCUGUUUAAUGUAUGAUGAUUAGACAUUGAUUAGAGUAUGUAGAAAUCCGUUUUGUAGUUUUUUAGUGGUAUAAUUGUUGGUAAUGUUUUAAUAAGUCGUCGUAGUUGUCUUGA